AUGUUUCGACCUAUAACGAACCGCGUCUCUCUGCGAACUCUGUCGAUCCGACGACCGAUAGCGUUGCAGGCACAACGACAAGCUCACGCAAUUUCAAAUCCCACCUUGGUCGACAUCGAGAAGCGCUGGGAACAGAUUCCUCCCCAGGAACAAGCUGAACUAUGGAUGGCCUUGAGGGAUCGAAUGAAGUCUAAUUGGGCUGAGAUGACACUUCAGGAAAAGAAAGCCGCAUAUUACCUCGCCUUCGGCGCUCAUGGACCUCGUGCUGAAGCUCCACCAGGAGAAGGCAUGAAAGUUGCAGGAUAUGUGGCCGCGUGUGUCAGCGCAAGUUUUUUGAUCUUCUGCUUAAUCCGCUCCUUCGCUCGUCCGCCUCCUUCGACAAUGACAAAGGAGUACCAGGAAGCAACUAAUGAAUACUUGAAAUCUCAAAAUUCAGAGCCAAUUUCCGGAAUAUCCUCAGAAAACUAUAAGGGGGCCGGAUAUGUUCAGUCACCGCCAGCAUCAUCACAAUCGUAA
Messenger RNA from Blumeria graminis f. sp. triticale, 516 nucleotides. Lineage: Eukaryota; Fungi; Ascomycota; Leotiomycetes; Helotiales; Erysiphaceae. The record is from the annotation of a GenBank genome assembly.